Mycena citricolor is the source of this 2206-nucleotide messenger RNA. Lineage: Eukaryota; Fungi; Basidiomycota; Agaricomycetes; Agaricales; Mycenaceae. The record is from the annotation of a GenBank genome assembly.
UCCAUCUCCCCAUACCUGCAACGCGCGGAAGAACUUCGAACCAAGGAGCCCAUCGUCGCGUAUUGGUGCACCUAUUAUGCAGCUCAGAUUGGCAUAUCGCUCAAGGCGAAGGAUACCGCUUCGCGCGACUUUCUGCUCCACCUCCUGGGAGAGCUUGAGAGAAUGAAACAGGAGAUUGGGCCGACCGACGCUAUCGAUGUUGAAGCCGCCAGCUCGGCAUACGUGGAAAACUUUGCGCUGCGAGUGUUCGCGGCUGCGGAUAACGAGGAUCGGUCGGGCAAUGUCACAAGGUCCACCGCAAAGAAGUUUUUGGCGGCGGCCCACUUCCUGGAAGUGCUCAAAACAUUCCCCAAGUCCGAAGUGUCCGAAUCUGCAAGUCUUGUGUUCUCCUUCUUCUCUUCUGCAUCGCUUACGUGGCAGGACAGAGCCAAGAAAAAAUCCGAUAUGCGAAAUGGAAGGCUGCCGAUAUCGCAAAAGCAUUCCGGGAAGGUCGCAAGCCCACGCCCGGUCCCGCCGAUUCGGGCAUCGAAGCGGAACUGGCUGAGCUCCAGGCGACCGCUGCUGCGGCCGGUAGAUCCAGCCCAGACAGCAUCGACACUCUGAAGGAGACGUCCCUGCCACAAAUAAGUGAGCCGGCCCCUAUCAAACGCACUUCACCCAAACUCGAAUCGGCCGAUAUCACCAACGCGAACCGCCGUUUCUCGUCCCAGAACACGCAUCCUGCGUUUGUGGACCCCACCGGACUCCAUCCCAGCCCCGAUCGCGGGGGAGCCGUGUCGCCCGGUCAGUGGAGCACCGUCGCCACCCCUGGCACGAAUGUUGCGACACCAGAAGUCUUCGCAAGGACGGAGAGCGAGUACUCGGGCGACCUGCUCGAUCCCCCGCCUGGGAACAAGAAGACUGUCCACUUCACGCCUUCCGUCGACGGAAUGUCCUCCCCUUCGGAAGAUGCCACAUAUUCGCCGUACGACGACCCGGCUUCGUUCGGGGGCCCGUCGUCGCUCCACCAACCUCCGAUCCCACCAGUGGAGUACCCACGUCCCUCAGCGCCACCGCUGCCGCUGCCGCACGUGCCCGCCCCUGUGAUCCCGCCGCCACCGUCUUUCGUGCUUCCUCCCACGAUCGUCUCUCCUCCUCCACUACAACUGGAGCUGACGCCGACGUUGGUGGCUAAGGCACAGAAACAUUGUCGAUUUGCCAUCAGUUCUCUCGAUUACGAAGACGCGGAGCAGGCUCGACGGGAGCUUCGUGCAGCACUUGCGCUUCUGGGCGGAUAGAUACAUCCUGUUGGCCACAUUUUUACGAUACAUUACUGAUAUCCGGUACUUCAAUCAUACUCAUCAUGUACAUGCCAAGUAAUCCGCUUCUGCCUGCCGGACUCGUGCUUCCAGCUCUCGGAUUCUGUCCUUGACCGACCCGGACGACAAUCCCACGACAAUGGGCGGCCGUUGUGGGGAUGCGACGGAAGGCGAAACCGUGACGGCCGUCGGCGGUGCAGCGAGCGUUGUCCUGAAAGUAGCGAUGCCCAGCCCACUGGGAGUUUCAUCCUCUUCUUUCGUGUACGGAAGUCCGACAACAGCCGUCGAAGCAGCAGCAGCAGUCGGAUAGUACCGGUGGUCCAGAAAACUAGACGUAGCGACCUGGUAUCCAGGGAUGACCGAGUCUUCGACACCAAUCGAUGAGCAGUACGUCUGGGAGACGGAAAUGGACGCCGAGAAAUCUUCCUCGGCGAUAGAAACUUGCGUGGACGAGAUUCUCGGAGACAGAGGUUGUCGAUCUCGCAGCUUCUCUUGAACGCGGGUCGCAAACGCCGACGGGCCCCGAUGACGCAGCGAGUGAGAAUAGUUCGGGUCCAGGUUUUCCGCCUCUUCCGGGUAUUCGUUCUCCAUGGAACUCUCUGCUAGCGAAUCGAGGUCACAGUUCGAUUCCGGAUAAACAGUGUCCAACUGAGCUGCGACUAUAGCGUGGUGCACAAAGUCCUCGGCAUCAUCACACAUCGUCAGAUCUCCGGUCAUCUCGUGCAUGACAGCAUCCGAAUCGUCUUCAUACGCGGCUUGAGCAUCCGAGACAGAGGAAGUAGAGCGAAGACUGGCGAAGCUUGACGGUGGGGGAUCAAGAGAGAUCAUGUUGAUGAUGCGAAUGGGAAUGUUCACAGACACAUCCGAACCCAAUGUCCCGCAGUUGAGUGUAACACGCACAGAAUGGC